Messenger RNA from Chaetomium strumarium, 798 nucleotides. RefSeq lists its product as uncharacterized. NCBI's taxonomy places the organism in Eukaryota, Fungi, Ascomycota, Sordariomycetes, Sordariales, Chaetomiaceae. The transcript has a single exon. The record is from RefSeq and is a predicted model, not a curated record. Bases 1 to 798 code for a protein of 265 amino acids.
AUGCCGUCCAGCAUCAAGGUAUUUGCCGCCCUGCUGGGCACCACAGCACUUGCCCGUCCCAAUCCCACCCCUCCCCUCCCCUCGAACCCGGUACGCAUCCUCCCCUACAACUGGAAAUACGAGAUCAUCGCCCUCCAAGGGCCCGGCUGCCCGGACGCCGGCCCCAACUCGCCCGAGGACUACUACCACACCCGGCCGACCUUCGGCUCCAACACGGUCGACGGCUCCGAGAUCUACUACUGGCACUUUGCCUACCCGCACAUGCGCCUCGCCGUGGAGGCGUCGUCGUCGUCGUCGUCGUCGUCAUCGUCUUCGAUCUGGUGCGAGACAACCCUGCGGUACACCGAGCUGACCAAAACGGGCGCCGCACCGCCUGCGGUGCCCGAGUACCGGCUGCGGCUGCACAAGAACGGCACGGCCAUGAUUGCUGCGUAUGAGUUGGAUGCUGGGGUCGAGGCGAAGUGGACUUUUACGUACUACCACCCUACUACGGACCGGGAUGAUGGGGAAACCGAGAAGCUGAAGAAGGAGCCCAUUGUGGAUACGAUCACCGUGGCUGGUCCGCGUGCUGCGGGGACGUAUACCGAUGUUUCUGUAGAGGGGGGGUUGGUGCAGUACCCGCUGCCGGAGUGUGGGGAGGGGAUUAUCAAGUACCGCACCGAGCUGACGGUGAAGGCUACGAAGAGCGGGGCUAGGGGGGUUGUGGCGUCGGAGGCGUAUGAGCGGGAGGGGAAGGGGAAGGAGUACUAUGGUGUUCAGCAGGGCGUGAGUUAUGACUGGGAGAAGUGCGCUGCUUGA